CACAUUUUCUUUUCUUUCUUUUAUUACUUGUCUUUUCCAAAUUUAUAUAUAUACUCAUAUUCAUAUUCAUUCAUCCAAAUCCAUUUCCAUUCAUUCAUAUUUAACGCUAUCUUCAUCUUCAUUUCUUCUGUGUAAUUUGAUUAUUGUUAUUAUUAUUAUUGAUGGGUUUUGAAACGGUUACGCGCGUGGCUUCACGCACUUCUGUGUUAUUUGACGCGCCGGGGGAUGAUCAUGAUGAUCAAGGGAAGGUUUUGUCUGAUGAGGUGUCCAGUACGACGUCGUCUUCUUCAUCGAUCGGAAGAGAUAGUGAUGAUGACGUGUCAUCUGAGAGAUCAAUGGAUGAAAAUGAAAAUGAAGCUCAAAGUAAAUACAAUGGUGGUGCUUUAGAUGCCAUGGAAGCUUUAGAACAAGUUCUUCCUAUGAGGAGAGGUAUUUCAAACUACUAUAAUGGCAAAUCCAAGUCCUUCACAAGCCUCGCCGAUGUUGUCACAACACCAUCAGUAAAAGACAUUGUGAAACCCGAGAACGCAUACACAAGGAGACGCCGGAAUUUGAUGGCAUUCAAUCAUGUUUGGGACAAGAAUAGAAAUUCUUCUUUGAGAAGCAAUGGUGGUGGAAUUUCCAAGAGAACAAUGAGCUUAAGUAAAAGUUCUUUAGCUCUUGCAGUUGCAAUGACAAAUUCUGAUAGUAACUCUAGUAUUUCAAGUGAUGAUUCACCUUCUUCAAGCUCAAAUUCUUCAUCACCUUCAUCAUCACUUCCGCCACUUCCUCCACGAAAUAGAGUGUCUUCUUUAGCAUCUCCUUUGCAGAGGAAUUUCUUUUCCUUGGCUGAUCUACAUCAUUGUGCCAUUGCUGCAUCAAUGAAUAUGUCAAGUUCUUCACUUGGACAUGAAACAACUCAUCAUCCAUCUUAGGUUACAAAACCUUAUGUUAACUCAUAGUGUUUAUUAACUUUCUAAAUUUUUUCAUUUGGUGAGUAUCUUGCUCUAGUUCUAUUUGUUUGAGCAACGAAGAAGUUGUAGAAAAUAAUAAUCAUAGAUAAGUCUUUUUUUUAGUAUGGUCUCUUCACAUUAACUAUAUAUAUUAGAUGAUAUAUAAUGAUUGUACAUAAAUCAAUGUGUUUAUAACGUUAGUGUUAGUCUUCUUGA
This is a messenger RNA of Trifolium pratense (red clover), 1148 nucleotides long. RefSeq lists its product as uncharacterized. Bases 162 to 914 code for a protein of 250 amino acids. NCBI's taxonomy places the organism in Eukaryota, Viridiplantae, Streptophyta, Magnoliopsida, Fabales, Fabaceae. The transcript is spliced from 2 exons. The record is from RefSeq and is a predicted model, not a curated record.